AUGGCUUUUCUAAAUUUAGAUAAAGAGUUUGAAAAUCAAUUAAAUUUGGCGAGAAAAUUUAUAACAAAAAUUAAAGAUAAACAGGCAAUAAAAUAUAUAAGCGUAUUAACCGGUUUAAAAUCUGAUGAUCCCCUUGUUAAGAGAAACAGAAAUUCAUUUUUUAAGUAUUUCCUUCAGGUAUUGGAAAAUCAAUUAAAUGAAUUCAUGUCUGAUCCAAUAAAAUAUCUUCAAAAAGAAGUUUUGAAUACUGGUGGAAAAGUAACAUCGCACUGGUCUAAAGAUAACAGAUCAUAUGUUUCUGCUAAAAUGAUACCUGGACGAGGUGCACUUUUGUAUAUGGCAGUAUCAUCGAGUGCCCAACCUGAAUGGGAUAUUCGAACAGGUCCACCAAAAAUGUGA
This is a messenger RNA of Pediculus humanus corporis (human body louse), 399 nucleotides long. RefSeq lists its product as uncharacterized. The record is from RefSeq and is a predicted model, not a curated record. The transcript is spliced from 3 exons. Lineage: Eukaryota; Metazoa; Arthropoda; Insecta; Psocodea; Pediculidae. The coding region runs from base 1 to 399 and encodes 132 amino acids.